Cordyceps militaris CM01 is the source of this 1056-nucleotide messenger RNA. Its product is annotated as BAR domain protein. Lineage: Eukaryota; Fungi; Ascomycota; Sordariomycetes; Hypocreales; Cordycipitaceae. Gene Ontology annotation, cellular component: cytoplasm. The transcript has 6 exons. The record is from RefSeq and is a predicted model, not a curated record. The coding region runs from base 1 to 1056 and encodes 351 amino acids. Gene Ontology annotation, molecular function: protein binding.
AUGGACUUUUCCAAGUUUGGCAAGAAUCUCUCGUACGUCGCCGAAGCUACCGCUACUACUGCUGCCGCCACCGCACGGCUGUGCAAGCUCACUCACCCCCCCACGUUGACAAUCAGGGUCAAGAUCGAUUUUGGUGCGCAAAUCACGCCGUUUGCGUCGCGCACCUUCCAGUACACCAAGGAGCAGUUUGGUCAGACUGAGGAUAAGACUCAGUUGCCCGCCGACUACAUCGACCUCGAGAAGAAGGUCGACUCCCUCAAGCAGGCUCACCAGAAAAUGCUCAACGUUACCCAGCAAUAUUCCAACGAAGCCUACGACUACCCCCCCAACGUGAAGGAGACCUUCCAGGACCUCGGCCGCACCGUCAGCGAAAAGGUCGCCCUCCUGUCCUCCGCCACCAGCACCGCCGAGGCCCAGGCCGCUCUCGUCGCUCCUCCGACCGCCAAGCCCCAGCCCAAGACCUUCAGCCAUGCCAUUGCUCGCGCCAGUCUUUCCUCUAGCCAGAGCUUGCACCAGAACCACACCGGUGCUGGUGAGGAUCCUCUAGCUACCGCUCUCGAGAAAUACGCCCUCUCCAUGGAGCGCGUCGGCGAGGCUCGCCUUGCCCAGGACUCCCAGAUCCAGAGCCGCUUUCUAGCUGGCUGGAAUACUACCUUGAACACCAACAUAAUGUUUGCCACCCGCGCCAGAAAGAAUGUCGAGAAGUCUAGACUGUCUCUGGAUGCUGUCAAGGCUCGCGCCAAGGGCACCACUUUCAAGCUCGGCCAGGGCUCUGCCGCUGCUGGUCACGAGGAGCCUGAGCUGAGCCCCGAGGCUCAGGAAGAAAUUGAGAAGGCCGAGGAUGAGUUUGUCACCCAGACUGAAGAAGCUGUCGGCGUCAUGAAGAACGUUCUUGAUACCCCCGAGCCUCUGCGCAACCUGUCUGAGCUUGUCAAUGCCCAGAUUGAGUACCACAAGAAGGCCGCUGAGAUUCUUGGCGAGCUUGCUCCCAUCAUUGCGCAGCUGCAGACCGAACAAGAGGCCAACUACCGCAAGAGCCGUGAGGACGCUGCUUAA